AUGGCGGCCUCCAACCGCUCAAAAAUAUUGCAGGAUGCUCAAAAAACCUUUAACUCGGAUCCCAGUCCGUUCCCGCAAGAUAAAACAUUGACAGGACGGGGUAGCCAUUCGCCCUCAAUGAAAGACGAUAAACAGUCCCAGUCCAUAUAUGAGCUAUGGGAAGGGGUACAUCACGGGUUAAAAUGCCAGCAGCCCAUACUUGACGAUUCUCUACAACGGGGGGAAAUGAUACACGCUCUCCUUGAUAAACUGGCGGAAAGACUAGGCGUCCUUGAGGACUCCAAUAAAGAGUUAGCUCGAACGAUCAAGAAGAUCUCCGAAGAUAUGGGUACCAACAAGUAA
This is a messenger RNA of Aspergillus melleus, 342 nucleotides long. RefSeq lists its product as uncharacterized. NCBI's taxonomy places the organism in Eukaryota, Fungi, Ascomycota, Eurotiomycetes, Eurotiales, Aspergillaceae. Bases 1 to 342 code for a protein of 113 amino acids. The record is from RefSeq and is a predicted model, not a curated record. The transcript is spliced from 2 exons.